CAAUAAACAUUGAUAGUGCUAAAAGAUACGUGAGAAUAAAGUGACUUCUCACUCAAAACGUUCAAGCAGGGUCUACACGGAUUAUUUGGUGGAAUUGUAGUAAGUAUAUGCGGGUGAAAAUCAUUAGAUGAUAUUAAAAAAACAAACACUAUCACUCCCAAUUUAUUAAACUGUCGCCUAAAGUAGGCUACUUAAAGCCCUCCGCUUCAUACAUAAGUUCGAGUUGAUAGAUGUGAGACGCAAACAGGGGAAGAAAAUGAAGAGGAGGAUAAACGACUAGAAAAAUAUGAGACGGAAAAGUGUGUUCAGAUGGGAUGGGGGGCAUUUGAGCAAGAAAAAAGAGAAAGGUUUAGACAGGGUGGAGCUUAGGUCUUGGAUGGAAAAUGCGCCGAGAAACAUUCCUAGCAUUCUUUGGGAACAGUUCAGCAGGCAGCCCAGGGACGACGUCAGCUUCCCAUUUGGUAUAUAAGUCCGGAGGUGGCCAGACUUCAGCAGACUGCAACCGCUUUACCAAGAGCCUCGUAUACUCUAAAGGAGCCUCUAAUACGAGAGACUACCAGCAAACAACAAGAGACAAACGACUGAGAGAGGGAAUACCUAAGGACUCCCCCGAAGAAAGACUUUUCAUAGCCCGGGAACAGGAUUCCUCUUGAACGCAUACACAAGUUUGUCCAAGAUGCUGAUGCUUACUUUUGUCCUUAUCUUCCUUGGAAGCUUCAAUCUGAUCCUCUCCUCCUCCUCCUCUUGCCCCUCCUUGUGUGAAUGUCCGUUGGAGAUACCCAAGUGCGCACCAGGCGUGAGCCUCGUUCCGGACGGCUGUGGCUGCUGCAAUGUUUGCGCCAGGCAGCUGAACGAGGACUGCAGCUGGACCGAACCUUGCGACCACACUAAAGGGCUGGAGUGUAACUUUGGAGCCAGUUUGGCUGCUGCUACCACUCGUGGCAUCUGCCGAGCCAUGUCAGAGGGCAGACCCUGUGAGUACAACAGCAGAAUCUACCAGAAUGGAGAAAGCUUCCAGCCCAACUGUAAACACCAGUGCACAUGCAUUGAUGGGGCAGUGGGAUGUGUCCCACUGUGCCCACAGGAGCUCUCCCUGCCUAACCUAGGCUGUGCCAGUCCCAGACUGGUCAAAGUAGCAGGCCAGUGCUGUGAAGAGUGGGUGUGUGACGAUGACAAAGAGACAGAUAUCCUGGAGAAGAUCUUCGGCAAAGCCAUACUGAAUGAUGAGCUGGAAAGAGACCUCACCAAAAGGAAUGAGCUCAUUGCAAAUUUCAAAGGAGGACUUAAGUCCCUGCCUGCUUUCAGAGAACAGCCUGAAGUCCAUGUGUUUGACACCCAGAGAUGCAUUGUCCAAACCACACCCUGGUCCCAGUGCUCCAAGAGCUGUGGAACUGGCAUAUCCACCAGAGUCACCAACAACAACAGCGAAUGCAAACUGGUCAAAGAGACGCGAAUCUGUGAAGUGCGACCAUGCACCCAGUCAACUUACUCCAGUCUGAAGAAAGGAAAGAAGUGCAGCAGAACAAAGAAGGCCAGCCAGCCAAUUAAGUUCACCUAUGCUGGCUGCUCCAGCCUGAAAAAGUACAGACCCAAGUACUGUGGAGCCUGCGUUGACGGCCGCUGCUGCAGCCCCCAUGAUACGAGAACCAUCCGAGUCAAGUUCCGCUGUGAGGACGGCGAGACCUUUAACAAGAACAUCAUGAUGAUCGAGUCCUGCAAGUGCACUUACAACUGUCCUAAUGCCAAUGAAGCCUCCUAUCCCUUCUACCGCCUCUCCAAUGACAUCCACAAGUUCAGAGACUGAUUGGUGAAGAGUGUCCAAACCCCUCAGCACAACAGAGUGAUCAGCAGCAUCACGGGCAGCCAAUGGCAGUCUAGAUGAAUGCAGGGGUGUAAAUAGACAACCAGCCAACUACCAGCUUCUUGUUGUAACUAGAUUCCCAAGGAAUUAUGGGCUUACAUCAUGAGGACUUAAUGAAGUGCACUGUAUGCUGUGACUACAUCAGCAUUCUUAAUACAAACUGCUUCAUAUUAAUGGAGCAUUUGAAGUAGCUUCGUCAUGGAGCAAUAUGUAAUUAUUAUUUGUACAUUAACUUUAGUUGCUGUUAUCAAUUCACUGUGUAUAUUUUGAUCCCUUAUUUCUGACAUGAUCCAGACUGUAGACUUGUGUGUGUAUAUGUAGAUAUGCACAUGCGCAACUUCAAUUAGCAUACCAUCUUAUAUCUUAAAAAAAAAAGAAAAGAAAAAAAAAAGAUGACGAAAUGGAACCUCUCAGCUUGUUUAACAAGUGCCUGGUUUCAUUCCUUC
This is a messenger RNA of Melanotaenia boesemani (Boeseman's rainbowfish), 2307 nucleotides long. It is a transcript of the gene ccn1, whose product is annotated as cellular communication network factor 1. Gene Ontology annotation, molecular function: protein binding. NCBI's taxonomy places the organism in Eukaryota, Metazoa, Chordata, Actinopteri, Atheriniformes, Melanotaeniidae. The record is from RefSeq and is a predicted model, not a curated record. Bases 677 to 1804 code for a protein of 375 amino acids. Gene Ontology annotation, cellular component: extracellular region. The transcript is spliced from 5 exons. Gene Ontology annotation, biological process: signal transduction.